Hibiscus syriacus is the source of this 1979-nucleotide messenger RNA. RefSeq names its product probable inactive receptor kinase RLK902. Bases 55 to 1890 code for a protein of 611 amino acids. NCBI's taxonomy places the organism in Eukaryota, Viridiplantae, Streptophyta, Magnoliopsida, Malvales, Malvaceae. The transcript is spliced from 2 exons. The record is from RefSeq and is a predicted model, not a curated record. Gene Ontology annotation, molecular function: ATP binding; protein binding; protein kinase activity. Gene Ontology annotation, biological process: protein phosphorylation.
CCAUUUCCAAUUACGGAAAUCAAACCUUUUUUUUCUUUCUCAGCCACAAAAGCCAUGAAACUGAAUUUCAACAUAAUAUGUUUCUCCUUGUUGUUAUGGACAACAUUGUUGGCCACUGCUACAAACUCGGAUGUAGCUUCCGUCAGGGCUGCCUUGUUGGCUCUUCGAGCAACUGUGGGUGGACGCCCACUUUUAUGGAAUCUGUCAAGCAGCGCAUGUAAUUGGACUGGUGUACUUUGUGCGCAAAACAGAGUAGUGGAGUUAAGACUCCCCGGAAAGGGUCUGUCAGGUCAGCUUCCCAUUGCCAUUGGCAACUUAACACAGCUUCGUACCCUUUCGCUUCGUUUCAAUGCUCUAUCCGGGCCGAUGCCGUCCGGCUUCGCCAAGCUUACUUCCCUUCGGAACCUAUACUUACAAGGGAAUCGAUUUUCCGGUGACAUCCCUGCCUUCUUGUUCUCUUUGCGUAACUUGAUUAGACUUAAUCUCGCAAACAAUAAUUUCGCGGGUACAAUCCCUGCUAGUUUUAACAAUUUGACUGGGUUGGCUACUUUGUAUUUGGAGAACAAUCACUUAUCUGGGUCAAUACCAGAUAUUGGCUUGCCUGCACUUGUGCAAUUUAAUGUUUCUUUUAAUCGGUUAAACGGAUCGAUCCCGAAAGGUUUAUCAAGCAGGCCGAAAACUGCAUUUGAAGGGAAUUCUUUAUGUGGGGAGCCUUUGGUUUCUUGUAAUGGAACUGAAAAUAGUGGCACUGCCAGUAAAUUGUCUGGUGCAGCCAUUGCUGGUAUUGCUGUUGGUUGUGUGAUGGUUGUUUUGUUCACGUUGAUUGUUUUAGUAUUUUUAUGUAAAAGGAAGGGUUCUACGAAAACGGAGACAAGGAUUAUCGCUCCUCCGAGACAGGGCGAGGAUAAAGCAACAGGGGAGAGUGAUGCCAUUGCUAAGAGUAGUCGGAGUAAAAAACUGGUGUUCUUCGGUAACGCAUCUAGGUUAUUCGAUCUAGAGGAUUUAUUGAAGGCUUCUGCUGUGGUGUUGGGGAAGGGAACAUUUGGGACGGCCUAUAAGGCCACUAUGGAGAUGGGGGUGGUUGUUGCAGUGAAGAGGUUAAAGGAUGUGAUGGCAUCGGAGAAGGAAUUCAAGGAAAAGAUGGAGGUCGUUGGAGCCAUGGAUCACCCGAAUUUGGUCCCAAUGAGGGCCUAUUACUUCGGUGCGGACGAGAAACUCGUUGUUUACGAUUACAUGCCGAUGGGAAGCUUGUCUGCACUUCUUCAUGGUAACAGAGGAGCUGGAAGCAGUCCAUUGAAUUGGAACACAAGGUGUGGCAUUGCCCUUGGAGCUGCCAGAGGCGUUGCAUACCUACAUUCUAAGGCACCAGGAAUCUCCCAUGGAAACAUCAAAUCUUCAAAUAUCCUACUCACUACGACCUAUGAUGCUCGAGUAUCUGAUUUCGGUCUUGUUCAGUUUUCCGGCCCCUCAUCAACUCCCAACCGUGUCGAUGGCUACCGUGCUCCGGAAGUAACCGAUGCUCGCAAAGUUUCCCAAGAAGCCGAUGUCUACAGCUUCGGCAUACUGCUUCUCGAACUGCUUACUGGAAAAGCACCCACACAUGCCUUAUUGAAUGAGGAAGGAGUAGACCUUCCGAGAUGGGUUCAAUCCAUAGUUCGAGAGGACUGGACAGCAGAGGUGUUCGACCCCGAACUUGUGAGAGACCAGAACGUGGAGGAGGAAAUGGUCAAGCUUCUACAGCUUGCCGUCAAUUGCACGGUUCAAUAUCCGGACAAACGUCCUUCGAUGUCCGAGAUGAUAACCCGAAUCGAGGAGCUCCAUUGCCAUGGCCCCGAAAGAGAGACUCAGCAAAUUCAUGACCCAACCGAUGGCUCUUCCGAGCAGACUUAGUUGGUGCAGGUGGUCCAACAUCUGCUGCAAAGGAUUAAAAAUAUCAACAAUCUUAGUUUCUUCGACAUAAGUGAUUGUUUAUUCUUAGG